Messenger RNA from Lipotes vexillifer (Yangtze River dolphin), 1566 nucleotides. It is a transcript of the gene METTL8, whose product is annotated as methyltransferase 8, tRNA N3-cytidine. The transcript is spliced from 9 exons. The coding region runs from base 11 to 1234 and encodes 407 amino acids. Gene Ontology annotation, molecular function: tRNA (cytidine-N3)-methyltransferase activity. The record is from RefSeq and is a predicted model, not a curated record. NCBI's taxonomy places the organism in Eukaryota, Metazoa, Chordata, Mammalia, Artiodactyla, Lipotidae.
ACUGAUUAGGAUGAAUGUGAUUUGGAGAAAUUAUUUUUCUCGUCUAAGGAUAAGAAAGGUGCCUUACAGAUACCAAAGUAGUUAUCACCCAGUGGCCCCUCUGGGAUCAAGGAUUUUAACUGAUCCAGCCAAAGUUUUUGAACACAACAUGUGGGAUCACAUGCAGUGGUCAAAAGAAGAAGAAGCAGCAGCCAGAAAAAAAGUAGAGGAAAACUCAGCUGUGCGAGUCCUUCUGGAAGAGCAAGUGAAGUAUGAGAGUGAAGCUAGUAAAUAUUGGGACACAUUUUAUAAGAUACAUAAGAAUAAGUUUUUCAAAGAUCGUAAUUGGCUGUUGAGGGAAUUUCCUGAAAUUCUUCCAGUUGGUCAAAAAACUGAAAAGAAGGUAAAAGAAUUAUCAUGGAAUCAUGUAAAAGUUCAUGCUGCAAAUUGUUUCUCAAGAAUGCACUGCCCUACUAUGCCUGAAGAAAAAAAUCAUGAUAGAGAAAGUCCUGGCUCAUCAGAUGGUCAAAACAAAGCAGGAUCUGAUUUUUCCAACCCAGACUCCAAAGAACACAGAAAAGGACCUCUGAAGACUGAAUUGUUUCCUGGUAGCAACGCCACUUUCAGAAUCCUAGAGGUUGGCUGUGGUGCUGGGAAUAGUGUUUUUCCAAUUCUGAACACUUUGCAGAAUACUCCAGAGUUCUUUCUUUAUUGUUGUGAUUUUGCUUCUGGAGCUGUGGAGCUGGUAAAGUCGCACGCGUCAUACAGAGCAGCCCAGUGCUGUGCCUUUGUUCAUGACGUUUGUGACGAUAGCCUACCCUACCCUUUUCCAGAUGGGAUCCUGGAUGUCAUUCUCCUCGUCUUUGUGCUCUCUUCCAUUCAUCCUGACAGGAUGCAAGGUGUUGUAAACCGACUGUCCAAGUUACUGAAACCUGGGGGAAUGCUGUUAUUUCGGGACUAUGGAAGAUAUGAUAAGACUCAGCUUCGUUUUAAAAGGGGGCAUUGUUUAUCUGAAAACUUUUAUGUUCGAGGAGAUGGUACCAGAGCAUAUUUCUUUAUAAAAGGGGAAGUCCACGAUAUGUUCUGCAAGGCUGGGUUAAAUGAGAAGCAAAAUCUGGUCGAUCGUCGCUUACAAGUUAAUAGGAAAAAAAAAGUGAAAAUGCACCGAGUGUGGGUUCAAGGAAAAUUCCAGAAACCAUUACCCUUCACUCAAAACAGCUCCAAAUUGGUAUUUUCACUCUUUUCUCAUGGCUGAACUAUGUAUCAUGUUAAGGUACAAACCAGAGGAUUACACUAUUCAAAGUCUUCUGUAAAUCUUUCAUUUUUGAAAAGACAGAAGAGAAUUUGUAUAUCCUGCUGUUUACCAUGGGUGGGCUCUUUUGUGCAUUUUAAGCACAUGUAAGUGAUUUGGAAGAGAGCACAGUAUUCUGUGUUUUCAAAACUUAAUAUGCUAAAGCUUGUUUGGAUUUAUUACAUCUUAACCAUUUUGUUUGUUCUUUGAGUUUUGUAAGCAUUCAGUUAAAUUACCGAUAUAAGUCAGAUGAUUCUGAGAAGUGGAAACCUGCCAUUUUUUAGAAGUGAAAAAAA